Molecule: messenger RNA, 1622 nt
Organism: Olea europaea var. sylvestris
Lineage: Eukaryota; Viridiplantae; Streptophyta; Magnoliopsida; Lamiales; Oleaceae
Product: PI-PLC X domain-containing protein At5g67130-like
Exons: 9
Coding region: 236-1429 (397 amino acids)
Biological process (GO): lipid metabolic process
Molecular function (GO): phosphoric diester hydrolase activity
Source: RefSeq, a predicted model, not a curated record
CGUUUUAUUUAUUAAAAACAAAGUUAGAUGAACAAUGAUACGGUUAACUUAGAUAUUUCCUUGUCUCUGAAACUCAAUUUGCCUCGUCGUCUAAAAGCUUGUACAGAUAGGUUUAAUUGCUUCAGCCUGGGGAUUAAUAAGCUUCGCAUGUAUAUACUUAUUCUCUUCUUUCCAGUUUCUGUCAUUUCAUCUUAGAGCGCGAAAUUGCAAAGAAUUGAAUUGAACUGAACUGACGAUGAAUUUCUACAUUUCUGCUCUGUUUUUGCUGCUUCUCUUUGGCUACUCCACAGCUCGGCCGCAAGGAGAAACGUGCGUUUCGAACGACAACUGCGAUUCCGGGCUGCAUUGCGAGACCUGCGUCGCCAAUGGCAAUGUUCGACCGCGCUGCACUCGAAUUCAACCUCUAAGUCCUUUCUCCAGGGUGAACGGGUUACCGUUUAAUCGGUACUCGUGGCUAACAACGCACAAUUCGUUUGCUAGAUUGGGGGCAAGGUCUGCAGCAAAUGGAAGAUUGGUUUUAACUACCACGAAUCAGCAAGACACCAUCACCGAUCAGCUCAAUGAUGGUGUUAGAGGGUUGAUGCUUGAUAUGUAUGACUUCAAUAAUGAUGUCUGGUUAUGCCACUCAUUUCGUGGCAAUUGCUACAACUACACAGCCUUCACACCAGCCACAAAUGUUUUGACAGAGGUUCGAGUUUUUCUCGAAGCAAACCCUUCUGAAAUCAUCACCGUUAUCAUUGAAGAUUACGUUAGAUCUCCUAAUGGAUUGACAAGGGCUUUCAAUGCCUCUGGCCUGAUGAGAUUCUGGUUUCCUGUGUCAAGGAUGCCGAGAAAUGGCCAAGAUUGGCCAACAGUUGACGACAUGGUUCAGAAUAAUCAACGUUUAGUAGUCUUCACUUCUAGAGCUUCCAAGGAAUCUUCUGAACGCAUUGCUUAUCAAUGGAGAUACAUGGUGGAAAAUCAAUAUGGUGAUAGCGGAAUGAGAGCCGGAUCGUGUCCAAAUCGUUCAGAAUCACCUGCAAUGAAUACAACCACACGGUCACUGGUUCUGAUGAAUUAUUUUCCAAGUACUCCAAGUUUAACCCAAUCUUGCAGACACAAUUCAGCCCCAUUAAUUAGCAUGAUGAACACAUGUUAUGAAGUAGCUGGUAGACGGUGGCCUAACUUCAUUGCUGUGGAUUAUUACAGGAGGAGUGACGGAGGAGGUGCACCUCAAGCCGUAGAUACGGCUAAUGGUCAACUAGUUUGUGGUUGUGCAAACAUAGCCUCUUGCAGGGAAAAUAUGACUUUUGGAGCAUGUGAAGUUGCUGGGGAUAUAGCUCCAAGUGGAGAAUUCAAUAAUCAAACUAGCUUGGGACAAUUUGAUAGCAGACCCAUUCGAUUUCAGUGGUUGAUUGGUGUAUUUUUAAUGGCAGGAAUGUCAUUGUAAAUUGUAAUAAAUACAUUUUAUCUUUUCAAGCCAAAAAUAAUAGUGAUAGAAAUGUAGACAAUUUAUGACAGUAGUAGUCCCCAUUGAAACAAAAUUCAUUUGAUUGAUACAUGACAUACAUGUACACUUCCCGAUUUUACAUAAAUUUGAAGAUAUUGCAUGUGUAUGGAAUGAAUAAAUAUAAUUUAUAUAA